Messenger RNA from Hypanus sabinus (Atlantic stingray), 1821 nucleotides. It is a transcript of the gene lztfl1, whose product is annotated as leucine zipper transcription factor-like 1. The record is from RefSeq and is a predicted model, not a curated record. NCBI's taxonomy places the organism in Eukaryota, Metazoa, Chordata, Chondrichthyes, Myliobatiformes, Dasyatidae. The transcript is spliced from 10 exons. Gene Ontology annotation, biological process: negative regulation of protein localization to cilium. Bases 86 to 985 code for a protein of 299 amino acids. Gene Ontology annotation, cellular component: cytoplasm.
CGCCGUUGUCGUGGUGAUGAGUCUGUCGGGCCUCGGCGGCUGAGGAGCGGCUGAGAGUCGGGGGGCCGUGAUAUGCGAAUCCGACAUGGCUGAGCUGGGAUUAAAUGAACAUCAUCAGAAUGCAGUAAUCAGCUACAUGCGCUUUGCUCGUUCGAAAAGAGCAUUGAGAUUGAAAACCGUCGAUUCUUGCUUUCAAGAUCUGAAGGACAGCAGACUGACUGAAGACACAUUUACUGUGGAUGAAGUAACAGAAAUUCUAGAUGGACUGAAGGUUGUUGUUCAUAGUGAGGUAGAGUCCGAGCUCAUCAACACCACCUACACUAAUGUGCUGCUUCUGCGUCAGUUGUUCUGCCAGGCUGAGAAAUGGUACCUGAAGUUGCAAACGGACAUUUCUGAUCUGGAAAACAGAGAGCUCUUGGAACAAGUGGCAGAAUUUGAAAAGACAGAAUUUACUUCAUCAGGAAAAAAGGCAAGCACAGAAAUCAGUAAACCAAAACUUGCACCAUUAAAUGAAGGAGGAGUGUCAGAACUCUUGAGCAAGGAAAUUACACGACUCCAAGAGGAGAAUGAUAAGCUGAAAUCAAGACUAAAAACUGUAGAAGCACAGGCUACGAAUGCACUGGAUGAAAAGUUCAAAUUAGAGUGCGUUCUUAAGGAUUUAGAAAAAUCCCAAGAGGAUCAAGAGUCCAAAUUGAAAACACAGGAGGUUGCUGAUCUUGAAGCAACAUUGGCCACACUGAAGGCUGAUUUUGAGAAGAGCCUGAAUAAGAGCAGUGAGAACCAGAAAAGUUUAGAAAAUAAUCUCAUUGCCACCAAACAUGAUCUGCUAAAAGUACAAGAAGAUCUUUUGUUAGCUGAGAAGGAAUUAGAGAAGAAAUUUCAGGAAACAGCCGCUUAUCGCAACAUGAAAGAAUUAUUAACAAAGAAGAAUGAGCAAGUAAAGGAAUUACGCAAACGCCUUUCACAGUAUGAAGCAGAAGACUAAAGGCAUUGUUGGAUUCUUGUCAAGGUGCUUCAGAAAAUAAAUUUUAAUGAUCUUUUUCCAUAUUUAAGGGAUCUUAUUUAGAAUUGUUUGUUUUGACAUUUUUGCUUUAAAUUAAAAGUUGCUACAUAUAUUUUAAUGUCAUGGGUCCAUAUACUUUUCUUGCGAACAGCUGCACUUUUGAAUGCGUAUACAUUAAGUGAUGCUGUAACCUGUAAUCAUGAAUCACUAGUCAUUUCUAUUGACAAAACAGAUGGACAGUUAGUACUGUCAUGAAGAUUCAAUCAAAGCAAUGAAUUACCUUAUCAUUUGCUUAAGUAAAAGAACUUGCAGACCCUCAUUAUGUUCUCAUAUCGACAAGAUUAUUUUAAUCCAAUAAAUCUACUUGAAGUGCAGGCACUUAAAUUCAGAGAAACUUAAGUGUCUUUUUUCAAGUUAACACUUGUGGGAGUUUCUUGGUCAUGAUUUCACAGUCAUAACUUAGUUUUGAUUAUCAAUCAGAGUAGUGAUUGUAUAUGAUAUUGCUAAGACUUUUUCAGUACUUUCCUUUGCAGAACCAGCUUUUGCAGAAAGGAAACUUAUUGUAAGACUUUCUUAGAGAUGAAUAUCCUUGCCAGUAUAUUAUUUCAUCAUGCAUUGAAUAGUUAAGAGAUAUUAUUAAAUCUAUUUUUCCAUCAAUUAUGUAGACUUUAGUGCUAUAACUGUAUUUCUUUUGAAAUUUAAUGCUCUUUGCUGUUAAACAUUGCUGCACCUCUAAGUAAUAAAUAUAUUUCUGCUUUGAAAGUUGGAACUUGCGUUAGCUUUUGUAUUCAUCUAUUAAAAAUAAAAUACAUUUUAAA